UCGAAUAGCUUAGGUUAGUCGCCCAUCAGUUUUUGUUGAUGUUUCUGAUUAAGCAUUUAAUCUUUGUAAUAUUCAACAAUUCAACAAUCCAUCAUAAAUUAGUCCAAAACAUACACAAAAAUAUUUUCCCAGCUGUUCUUAUUCUGUUGGGCGAGGUUUAAAUGCAGGUCCUUUGUCCCAUCUUUGACAAUUCUCAAGGUUUACAAAAAGUUUACAAAGAUAAAUUUAAGGUAGUGCGUACCUCGUAUCUGAUUUGAACGACUUUAAUCUGAAAAAUAUAAAAGACCAAUCUUUUAGUAAUCCGCCGAACAACAAUGAUGUGUUCUUAAGUUCAUUUGACAAUGUUCGUUGUUCUCCACGCCCGAACAUUAAAUUUAGGAAUUUACAAUGCAAAAGCGUCUUAUGAGAUGACGAUAAGAAGUGGUACAUACAAACAUUCCCUCUUCCAUUAUUCUCUUUAAAAAGGCACCAUGGGGAAACUAACAGUCUAUCCUAAAUUCGACGAAAACCUCUCCCGGCGGGAUUUUGUUAUGUUUGCAGUCGUAUCGAUCCGGAGGGAAAAUUCAAGCAUCCUCAUGGCUACCUUUUCAGCAAGGGUUUCUUUUCUCAAUGUGAACAUAUGCCCAAGACUCCCUACCCUACUGUCAUCAUUGAGAGCCGAAAACCAUCGCCCACCAAUUCUGAACCAACGCAACCUAUGAGCGGACUUCGGGUUAAAAUCACCCGACGAAGCAAAUCACCACCAUCUAAAUAUGGAAAAAAGUAUUUCGACAAAUCAGUGCUUGAUGGUGUUCGAUACGAUAAUGAUGUUUACCAGAAUUCGCGUUACAGCGUGCCAGCCAUGUUUGAUCAUGUGACUGAUGAAGAUGGAAAAAAGAUUCCAGAAGUUGGGGAAAUGUCAUGGAUGGAGGAUGGUGACGAUUCUGUUCACGAAGAAAUAAUAGUGAAUUAUAUUGAGGAUUGGAACGACGAAGAUUCACCGGAAUUUCAUUUAGCUAACCAACAAACAACGCCAACUGAGGUCCUUUUGCCUCCAAUUGGGGGUCAAAAGUCCAAAUCAGGUACCAGCAAAUCUGAUUUAAGCAUACCCGGGCCAAAAGUUUCGGAAAAACUGCCUUUGAUUCAUGGCAGUGUCGAACGUAUCAACGCUUCAAGAGAACGACUCGAAAAGAAACCAAGUAGGAAAAAGUCUCGAAAAUCCUCCGAUGCAUCAAUUGACGACGCAGAUAUGAUCUAUGCGGGCGGAGAAGAUGACUAUGGACAUAUUAAGUACCACCACCGUGGAAUGUACGACUCUCUCCCAAGCGGAGGGCCUGAUAUACCAUCAUCCCGAGAGGCGUUAAGCAAAAACACAAGCAAAUCCUUGAAUGGAGAAAUGUCACUUCAUGACCAAACGUCGGACAAGAAAAGCAGAUCAAGGUUAAGUUCCAGUGAAAUCUCGUUCGGAAUUCCGGAAACACCAUCAAUGAUUAUCGCUCGAAUCAAUAACUCCGACCACUGGUGUCAGUGUGAAGAUGUAGAUAUGUCCACUAUCAAGUGUCCAGAAUGCCAUAUAAUAGGUGGACACGAAAAAUGGUGUGUACAUUCGAGAUCUUCCGCAAAGCAAGGGAAUUGUCCAAAGUGUGGGAAACCCAUCAAAAGAAAAAAUAUCCGAGGUUCCAGUUAUAAACAUCAGAGACGAGAUUCUAAGUCUACAAGUAAAUCUGAAGAAUUUGAUAUUUCAGCUGGAAAGCAACGUGUUCGAUUUGAUGAUGAAGAUGAUCUUGACGAAAAGAAACGAUUAGAAAUGUUUAGAAAGAAUGACCAAGAUUACAUGGCUGGUGUAGAUGAAAUAUUGUAUGAUGAAGAAAAAUACGGCCGAUUAUGGACACCUACCACCCAGGACGAGAAUGAAGAACGCAAACCAAAAAGAAUCAAUCCCAACAUUCACCGGGAUGCCUACCUGCGCGCGCUCCUGGAAGUCAAAAACAACCAGUUGAAAAAGAUCUCUGAAGUAGAUGAACACUUUUUUGCAAGUAGACUAUGCCGCCCGCAUGUCUUUUCAUACUUUCGCCUUCGGCCACAGCAAGCAAAGCAUAAUGCAUUAAGCGAACCUUUCAAUAUAGGCUUAAAACCUGACGAAUCAAAAGGUAUUCCGCCUAGAAAGGGAAUGAAACAUAUAUUUGGGAAAGUGAAAGUAGACGACUUUUACCCUGGCGGAAAGAAAAAUCCGAGUUUCAAUAUCUCCAUGAAGAAAGAGGCCAAGAGACAAACGAUGCCAAUACACAGUAUUAACUACAGCAAAUAGACAACAAAGUUUUUUUUUUUAUAAAUGUUUGAAGA
Saccostrea cuccullata (small rock oyster) is the source of this 2322-nucleotide messenger RNA. RefSeq lists its product as uncharacterized. The transcript is spliced from 3 exons. Lineage: Eukaryota; Metazoa; Mollusca; Bivalvia; Ostreida; Ostreidae. The coding region runs from base 620 to 2287 and encodes 555 amino acids. The record is from RefSeq and is a predicted model, not a curated record.